CGAGGAGAUCUGAGGGAAAGCCAGUAAUCAAACUUGUCACAGAGUUCUUUUGGAUUACGUAGGUUCUGAUCUCUGUAUAAAGCUUUUCUCUGACAGUGACGUUUGACCAUGGUAAAGCAUUGUAAUGAUUUCAGAGUUUCCUUGGCUGUGCUAUAUGCUACAACAAUUUAUUUAAACUAUGCAGAAAGCAUACAGGUGAUAUCCACGGGGCCCCAGACCAUCAAGAAAGCCCAGGGAGAGAAUGUAACACUGGGUUGUACAUAUGUUCAGAGCCCAUCAGACACUGGACAGCUGGAUGUUGAGUGGUCCAAUGUCAGUCCAGACAUGACCCAGAAAGACAGACUGAUCUUAUCCUACUCUGGAGGGACGGUGUACAAACUGGGUGACCCAGGCCUGAUGAGUCGGCUGAAAUGUGUGGGUGACCCCGGCCAAGGAGAUGCUAGCAUCUUUAUCUCCCCACUGCAAGCCUCAGAUACAGCCACCUAUGAGUGCAAAGUGAAGAAGCCACCUGGAAUUGACUCACGGAAGGUCACUUUAGUUGUGCUUGUGCGACCCUCUGUGCCUAAAUGCUGGGUGGACAAUGGUGAGGAAAUAGGAAGCACCAUCAUACUACGCUGCAAAUCCUCUGAGGGCACCAGUCCUCUAAAGUACAACUGGAUCAGAGAGAGUGGUGGGAGUUUGCCACCCACAGCAACCCAAAAUCCUCAGACUGGGGAACUAUUGAUCCAAAACCACUCACAGAGCUACACAGGCAGCUACCUGUGUGAGGUCACCAAUGAAGUAGGCAAGGAGCAGUGCAAAUAUUCUUUGAGAGCAUACAGCUCAGCCAAUAAGGCAGGAGUAAUUGCAGGUGCUGUGAUAGGUGCUCUGUUGCUGCUCCUCCUUCUCCUAUUGCUGAUCUGGCUUCUCAUUUGCUGUUGUCAGAAGCGUCGAAAGGAAAAGGACACUGCCAAUGAGAUUAGGGAAGAUGCUGCAGCACCAGAGAGCCGGUACUCCAGUUUCCGCUCCAUGAUGGGCUACCACCCUCAUCAGGGGUUGGCCUAUAGCUCAGUGAGGAAUGCCCAACCCUACAGGGCUGAGUCUAACCGCAGCAGUAGCUAUACCAAUCACAGCAAAGGACCUCCUCAAGGAAGCUCCUCUGCCAAUAACUAUAAGCCCCCACAAAGAUACAGCAGCAAACAUGGAUACCCUGUAUAAGUUCUGUGACCUUGGAAAGACAGCCUGAAUAAAAAUUCCUCUAGAAUGGGACAGAUUACAAUGCAUAAACAUUACAGGUUGGCUUUCCAAAAAAAUUGACUAAGCCUAAGCUAAUAUAGACUAAGCCUACACAAAGAAACAAGCUGUAAGAGUAAAGGUUUCAUCUGUUCUUUACAGAAAAUAAGA
Electrophorus electricus (electric eel) is the source of this 1383-nucleotide messenger RNA. RefSeq names its product V-set and immunoglobulin domain containing 8b (gene vsig8b). Gene Ontology annotation, cellular component: membrane. NCBI's taxonomy places the organism in Eukaryota, Metazoa, Chordata, Actinopteri, Gymnotiformes, Gymnotidae. The record is from RefSeq and is a predicted model, not a curated record.